AUGGCGGUCGCCGUCGCCGCUGCCCCGAUCUCGCUCACCGACGAGGAUCGCCAGAUGACCGUCGAGCAGUACCUGAAGGCGGCCGCGUCGGAGCGUGCCGCUGCGCUCAAGCGGCACGGCGAGGAGCUCAUCGAGCGGUACGAUGCCGAGUUCAAGCGCGCCCGCAAGGUGCUGCGCGACGCCGCGGUCGAGGCGCAGGCGCGCUCGGCCGACGACAGCGAGCGCGACGACAGCGAGCGCGACGAGGUGCCUCGCAAAACCGCCACCACCUCCGAGCCGUCUGGCAGCAGCGAGCCGUCGGUGGACGCGUUUGCGCUGGUGGGGAUUCGCGGCGUGCACCAGGGGAAGAUCUUCAAGGUCGAGCCGGCGGCGGACAGGAAGACGUGGAGCAUCGGUCGGACGGCGGACAACGACUUUUGCCUCAGCGGCGACGACGAGGUCUCGUCGGACCUCGGCUCGACCAACGGCACCUUCACCACCAACGGCUCUGGCGCGUCCUGCAAGCUCAAGUCGCGCAAGAACCACCAGAGCCCUCACCAAGAGACGAGCCCUUCUGCCGCAGGGUCAACCUUCAAGUGGUGCUACCACUCGGACGCUGUCGAGGUGACGGCACAGGCGGCGAAGAUGGCGUCGCGAACGCAAAAGUGA
Molecule: messenger RNA, 648 nt
Organism: Emiliania huxleyi CCMP1516
Lineage: Eukaryota; Haptophyta; Isochrysidales; Noelaerhabdaceae
Exons: 4
Coding region: 1-648 (215 amino acids)
Molecular function (GO): protein binding
Source: RefSeq, a predicted model, not a curated record